AUGGAUUUUCGUCGUUUCACAAUGACGAAUCCUACUGUGCUGUUCUCUAGUAUAGCACACGAAGCAUGGGGUCAUAAAAUUACUGAUGAAGAAGAAGAAGAUGAAAAUGAUGAACAUCAAAUCGAUGAACAUAAUGCAAGUAUACGAGCUCGACGUCGAUUCAGAGUAAGUAAAUAUAUAUAGUAUUAUACUGAUUUUUAUUAUAUUAAAAACUAUUAAUCGAGUUGUCUCGAGUGUUAAAGAUAAAAAGAAAUGUCACACAGUUCUUAUCGGAUUGUCUGUUGCUAGAGAAAUCAUACGAUAUGAAUCAGUCAAAGUCUCUCGAGAAACAUAAAUACUAUUCAAAGUUAAUGUGAAUAUAAAUUGCUUUUAUGACCAUUAUUUACGGCAAUAUUUCUAUUCUAAUGUGUUAUUCUUAACUAUCAAUAUUUGUUCUUUCUUUUUUCACAGAUAGGAAAUAAAAGAAAAUCUCGUAUUGUAGCUUAUAUGUCUAUAUAUAUAUAUGCGUUUCCAAAUAGCUUCUUUGUAUGUCACAUAUGGCUGUUACGGAUUCUUUGAAAGUAUUAACAAAGAAAAUGCCAAUAAGUGUUAACGUGUCUAACGGCAUCAAAAAUCUUUAUUGCCUAUUUCGAGUAAAGAGAAUCGUUCGGUCGAUCGAUCGAUGAUAUUUAUUUUAUUAAUAAUAACUAAACAAAGACGACCUUGACAUCCCAAUUCUGAUCAUAUUAAUUCGAUACAAAACAGUCCACUACACACUAAUAGGCUGUAUAUUUGCCACAGAAAUAUACAUAAGAAUGUAAAAAAAAAAAAGAUAACAGAAACGUUUGGGAAUGAUAAUAACAGGAAAACGCAUUAGAAAUGCCAUCUGCACAGAUUUGCAGCAAGACAAAGGUCUGAAAAGAUAAAGAAAUAAGUAGUAUAAUCAUUAAUAAUUAUA
This is a messenger RNA of Adineta steineri, 937 nucleotides long. The record is from the annotation of a GenBank genome assembly. NCBI's taxonomy places the organism in Eukaryota, Metazoa, Rotifera, Eurotatoria, Adinetida, Adinetidae.